AUGUCUCGUUGCCCGCUUCAACAGCUACGCGCAUUGUUGCAGUAUAUCCCCUCUUGGAAGCCUCUUCGACACUUUGCACGGCCUCUUGCUUUCCUCCGACUCCUUUGGCAAUGUUAUAUGAAAAAAGGCGCAGACCGAAGCCUGCCGCCUGACACGAAAAGGGACAAGGGCAUCAGUGAACAUUCCCCUUUUGCACUUGCGAGCGACGCAAACGACGUGCUCGGCAGUCUUCCUGCGUUCGUCACUGCAGGCAACGAACCUGCUGCGUACCCCUCGAUGCAGGGUCAACGUAUUGGGUCUCCGAGUCAUGUACUCUCCGACAGCGCUUCACCUGGGGGUCGAACGCUGUCUGAUCUAAACGCGGACUCAAGGGAGAGUGUUCGGGGAACUGGUCCAUACCCGUUCACUGUUCAGGAAGACUCCAUCGUGACCUCAACGAAUUCGUCGAUCCGAUGCAACCUCGUGCACGGCGACCACUCGCCCACUACCUUGCCUGCUGGCCGAUUGCUGCAUGAGAGACGAAGUCAGAAGACGUACCCUAUAGUUGUAACAGACAGAUACAAAACGGCGAAGGAUUGGGAACAAAGGGAGCUCGCGUAUAAAGUUGAGCCCGUGAAGAUGUCCUACAAAUUGGCUGAGCCUCCAGGUGAUUGGGAAGCACAUACCCACCCGAAAGGCGCUUUGUACUUUUUCAAUCGAUCUCGUAGAAUAUAUACAGAAGCAUGGAUCUAUGACCCGGCGAUACUAGAGGAGAUCGAGGAUUUCGCACAUCGGCUGGACGAAGAAGUGCAGAAGAAUAACUUCGUAUUGCCACCCAAUGCAGAGCUUGUGCUCGAGCUGGAAGAUGUUCCGGAAGAAGCACAUGUUGCAGGUCUCGCCAUUGAUGUCACCCAUUACUGGACAUAUUACUAUGUAAACCAUGCCGAGAGGGUACUCUUUUGGUUGACAGAAUACGAUCUCGAAGACGACGUACAGCAAGUCAGACACAUACAAUCGGAUUUUCAUCUCACUAUUGGUACCGAUGUUGAUAUGCUCGGUAGGAAACAUAUGGAGCACUUCCCGGUAGGGCAAACAAUCACGGAAGCUUUGAGGACUGAGGUACUGUGCAUUCUCAUGUAUGCCAAUGUCGACCAAAUCCUAUCAGAGUCAUCGACCGUUUCCAUGAAGCCCGACGAAAUGCUGUAUCUCACGAAGAUGCUUGAAAUAUCGAAAGAGCUCGGCAGCAAUGACUAUAUUGCUUGUGUUAUAGGACGUCUGAUGCAUAACGUUGUUCAUAAUAGGUACAACUUCUCGUUCGGACAGAGGGCCGCACGGCUAGACCGCUUCCAGCCCAUAUUCGACCACGACAUCGGGGAGCGGUCUUCUUCAUUUGCCUUUAUCUCUUUGAUCCUCUUUCGCGUACCCGAUGCAUACCUUCAAAUGAUCGAGACAGUAUGGAUCGAUGGGGAAAUCCAGGAGCUGGCCUGGGCCAAAUGUGUUGCCAAAUUGGAAAGGGACUGGCAAGACGUGGUGGUCACUGCCACCGUGUUGCUCAACGCUAACAUAUCAUUCUUGACCAUCAACGAUGUUGACUCAGGCGCUGGUUCUCGAAUACCAUCACAGCUUGCGAGCUACAUAUCCACCAUCGCCAGCAUUUCUGCGACAAUGAUAGCAUUGCUGCUCGUCCGCCAGUAUCAUAUGGGCUCCACAGACACGGCGAUGGAUGCUACAAUUCACCUGUAUAAGCACCCACGGCUAAGGCUUGAGAUGUUGAGCCUCGUGCACAGUUUACCAUAUGUGUUGCUCAUGUGGGCAGUCCUCGCCUUCCUUCUCGCCUUUGCAUUCGAGAAUUUCCGCAUCCUCGACAUCCCGACUCUCGUUGUGGCGACGACGGCAUGGGGCCUGGCAGUCGCCCUCGUCGCCCUGUCUCUGCACACCAUGUGGCAAGGCGGUGGGUUCUCACUCCGCCAAAAGAUGCGAGAAUUGUACCAGCAAGUGUACGACAAAUCCCAGCUUCGGAUGCGCGAGUUUGUGCAGAAGAAGCAGCACGCCAACCGAGACCAAGACACGGUGCCAUCGACGUCCAGCAACUUCGCAAUCCCAACGGCAAUCGAACUGCAGAGCGUAUGA
Messenger RNA from Fomitopsis serialis, 2109 nucleotides. RefSeq lists its product as uncharacterized. The record is from RefSeq and is a predicted model, not a curated record. NCBI's taxonomy places the organism in Eukaryota, Fungi, Basidiomycota, Agaricomycetes, Polyporales, Fomitopsidaceae. The transcript has 12 exons. Bases 1 to 2109 code for a protein of 702 amino acids.